Messenger RNA from Racocetra persica, 306 nucleotides. NCBI's taxonomy places the organism in Eukaryota, Fungi, Glomeromycota, Glomeromycetes, Diversisporales, Gigasporaceae. The record is from the annotation of a GenBank genome assembly.
AAGUAACAAUGCUUCCUCCACCUUUAUUAGUAAAAAACAGUGCAGAUAAGCAGUUUCAGUAUGCCAAACCAUUUGCAAACUCACAAGGCGGUGUAUACAAUAAUUUCUUAAACCUAACUGAAGAAAUACGCAAUAGGCAAAAAAAUAUGCAGUUAAUUGAUUGUUCAUUUGAAUUACUUACUGACCAGCAGUUAGAAAGUGUUGCGGUGAUGAUCAAUGCUGGCUUAUUACCUCGAGAAAUUAUUUUAACCCUUCAGCAAAAAGAUAAAUCAACAUUAGUUACUAAUAAUGAUGUAUAUAAUGCAC